GGAAAGAGCCUGUUUUCCCUGUGGUUGUUCCAAUAAUGUGCGUGUGAUCUGAAAAACAAGCCUUAACCCAGCUUAAAAGUCAAUGAAAUGACGACGGGCAAGCAUGUCAUAAAGCCAUGAAAACAAGGAAAGUCUGCUCGAAGUGAGCGGAGAAGUUUCCAACCCCGAAGACGAAUCUUUCAAACGACAUCGUUUCUUCGUGCGAGCGGAGGGCAGGCAGGGUCGUCUGCUACCUUACCUUACAGCAGGGAUGUGUUUCACAUAGACUAGUGGUCCUGUGGAGGUCGUGGUCGAUCUUCAAUCACCAAGGGACGUUGCGAAGAAGCAGAAAAUCCAUGGAGUGACAGAAAAGGGAGUAAGCAAGAUGCAAAUCGACCGUUUGGGAGUUCUGCCUCGGAAAAAACUUGGCCUACCUACAGGAGCUUAAUUAAAGAUCUGCUGAAGACAAAAUGCCUGCAGACGACGGUCAAGGGGUUGGGCACGGGACGCUCUGUGGAGCCGAGGCCCAGUACUGCGGCAAGACUCCUCCAAGGCCGUCAGUGUACCGCACCAUAGGAACCCCUCAGCCCUGCUUUUCCUCCUCGGCACCCUCCAUGUCCGCAGACAUGAUGGGCCUGGCAGGGUCCCUCAGGCCAAACGAGUCGUUGUCCUCACCAGAGUCGAGAACCCUCGUCUUCUUUGACCCCGUUGCAUCUGUGGCUGGUACACCACCGAGCAAUCUGUCAUCAAACAGACCCAAUUUUGUUCCACAAGAUCACGCUUACAGAAUUCCACCGAAUUCGUCGCAGGUCUCGAGGAGUUCGGUCAUUCUGCAGCACAACUACACACCCGAACACGGGAUUUCAGCUGCCGAGAGGAGCUAUAGCUUUUCUCCCAUGGUCAUGAGAGGUAACAGCCCAGACUCAUCCCCAGCUGUCACUUUUGCUCGGCACCCAUCUCCAAUAACUUCCGUAGGGAGGUUACGCAGCUCACCUACACUCUCAGUUGCUUCUUCCAUUUCCACUUCGGUUUCCCCUUCCGUACCGACUACGUCUAUAGUCCCUUCGAUCUACACCUCUCUGCCAUCAUCCUCGCUCUCUUCCUCGUUGUCUUUCUCUUUCCCGUCUGUCACACGGACACCAUAUGUGCACCACAGUCAUUCCCCAAGCACUACUAGGAUAGUGAGAUCCACAUCAGCUGCUUCGUCCACAUUACAUCCGUCACCCACGUCAAGAAGUGCUUCACUUGCCCUGAGGAUAUCAGAAGCUUCCAGCAAUCUAGAGCAUUUGGCAAACUCCAAUACUGGCACACCAGGCAGCAGCUUAAGUGAGAGAGAAGCCCGGGUUCACAACUUGGCAUUAACAUACUUGACUUCCCAUGACUCCGUCCCGCCUUGCCUUCACUCGCCUCCUCCAUCAUAUGACCAGUUGUGCAAUCCAAAUGCUCUCCCUACUUACCAAGAAGCAACGCAGAGCAGUCGACAAAAAGGGGAGCCAAGGACAGUGUUCACUCUUCCAUCAAACGCUGAGCCUCCUGGUACAACAGACCCCGUCCUUCAGACGUACGUAGUCCAGGAAUCAGAGAGAGGACUGAGAGGUGGUGUUCUGGCAUCCAUAGCGGCAGAACUCAGCGACUCCGAAGGCGGUUACUCAACAAUAUUAGAUGCCAUCCCUCAUGAGCAUGCAAGAGAACCCUGUCCAGCAGUUCCCGUCAGGUUUCUUCGUACCUGUUCUCUGAAACGGUUACGGCCUCCCAAGGUGCAGCCCCCAUGUUUGACAUCGGUUUGCAACAAAGCCCUAGUUAGGAAGGAACUCAACAGAAGGUGGCCAUUCAUCGCUGGAGCUCAAGAAGACGACCACUGUCCGGGCUUGAUACUCGUGGAAUGCUCCUCGCAUCUCACAGUCGCUCACCUUCCAGAGCUCCCGAGACCCAUGGAUGGGGCAUCAGCACCAGCAGGACCCGGAGGAAACACGUCCUUCAAUGUGAAUGUGGGAGGCGGAAACGGCGCGGACACAUUCACUGACAUCGCCAUGGGAGCCUCAGCCGGCAGCACAAGCGUCACCACGACCAUAGACUUAGACGCAGCUGCCCUCACUUCGCAAGUGCUCUUCUACCUGUGUGGGAAGUGCGUGGGAUACGAUUCCUUUGACAAAGACAACGUUCGAUCUCACAUCGAAUACGACUGCCCGUACUCCUACAACCAAUGGGGCAACAUCUCCGAGCGGUACCUUCUCCUGAGGGCCUUCUUCUUCGUUAUCAUCGUUAUGAUUGUGUUCGUGUGGCUUCCUUACCUUGGCAUUUAAUGUAUUUGUGCAUAGUCAUCUAUCAUCAAAGUCAAAACAGAGACACAGUAAACCUUAACACGAGUAGCAGGAACUAGAGUAGCACAUAUAGAAUUCCUUCGCAGGUAGACUUUUCGAAAAGAUAUACUCAGAUACCUUCAAACUCAUAAACCACUGUAACUAUGCCAUACACAGAGAAACCAUUAGAGAUCAUUAGUGUGAUUACGCUUAAAUGAGAAGUUCGUGCUUUCACUGCAGAUGACUUUUGGUGAUACAAAAGAAGAAGUCGAUCUUUCGGUAGUCUAGUCACAUCUCUGUAGUAGCAUUUCAAAUUUAAUAGCACUUCUACACACGGUGAUGCUUGCUAAGCGAGUUUCCAUACCUUUGAGGAGUAGGAGUCAUUGCUUAGUGGAGUUCUGCUGAGGGUAUCGGGAUUACUGAGCGUGUAUAUAUAUAUAUAUAUAUUAUUAUAUA
Messenger RNA from Macrobrachium nipponense, 2735 nucleotides. Its product is annotated as mucin-5AC-like. The transcript has 7 exons. The coding region runs from base 450 to 2282 and encodes 610 amino acids. NCBI's taxonomy places the organism in Eukaryota, Metazoa, Arthropoda, Malacostraca, Decapoda, Palaemonidae. The record is from RefSeq and is a predicted model, not a curated record.